CAGCCCAAGAGCCUUAAAAUCCGCUUACAUUCUUCCUAAUCGUCUUUGUGCUAACAAGCCCUUGCCUUUGCUUGAUUCCUUCAAAAGUUGCGGUUGCCCUCAAAUCAUCGAGUUGGGGAUAUCGUUCUUGCUAGUUGCUACCUAUUCGGCCCACACAAUUACGUAUCCGCUAAUCGACAGGCUCCCCCUCCACUGCCCACUCCUAUUCUCUCCCACCAUCGAUAACUCCCUAAGCUGCCUCAGCUUGUUGUAACCUCAAGAAACAUUACCCUAUUAUUCCUACAGCUCUCAGUUGGGCUCCCAACGGAAUCAUGUCAGACGAAGAGGCUCUUUCACCGCCGAGACGGUCUGGAACUAGCGACCCUGGCGCACACGAUCUGGCCAACGCCUCCGACUCAGAAGACCACUUCUCCGAUGCGCAAUCCGCUCCCCUUAGCCCCGGAACGUCACCGAUUCCCAAAACCCGCGUAGAGAAAGUCGACGAUGAACCGUCCUACGGCGAGGUCCCUGGAACGGAGGCGUACCGCUUGAGGGAGGGUGAUGCUGAGCCGGACGAGAUUGCAAUCCAGGAGAAGGGCAGUAGCGAGGCAUCGUCGACCGCAGACAGUGCGCCCAAGUCGCCAGUCAUUCCCAAGACUGUCGUUGAGGAGGCCCCGGGCGAGUCAGGGCCGCACUCAGAGGAGUUCUUGGAGAAGCGCAAGGCAGACGCCCCAGCCGACUUGGUUGUCAAGCCAGAUGGCGAGACUGAGGAGGGUGGCAGUUCCGAUUCCCCCCCUGUAUCACCUGCGCUAUCGUCAACACCAAGUUCGCCUGCCGUGAAGCGGAAACCCUCCAAGACGGCUCUCUCGUCUGCUCCGUCUAGCGCCGGCCUUGCACCGCCUCCCGAUGCAGCUGAUAACGAUGACGAUGACGCUGAAGGCGGUGACGAGGUUGAUGAUGACGACUUUGGUGACGAUUUCGACGACUUUGAGGAGGGUGCAGAAGCCGACGCCGACUUUGAUGACUUUGAAGAUGGCUUUCAAGAACCCGAAUUCCAAGCUCCCGCUCCAGCUCCAGCUCCAGCGCCUAGCUUACCACAAGUACCGUCACUGCCUUUCGAUAUACCAGACUUUGACGGCUUAGACGGCGAAGACGUCCUACAAGCUAUCGACCCAUACCUCAACACCCUCUUCCCCCCAGAAAGCCUAGACGUCGACUCCCCGCCACCGCUGACGAAAGAAAACCCCAUCUUCCUCACACCGCGCAGUGCUUCACUAUGGUCGCAGCUGGUGGCACCUCCGCCGCUAGCUCCCCCGGAUUGGAUCCGCUCGCGAAUCCGCCGUCUCUUCCUCGUCUCGCUUGGCGUGCCGGUCGACUUGGACGAGAUCCUCCCAGCCUCCAAGCAAAAGAAGCUCGUGCUGCCCUCACUGCAAGUCCCCUCCGGCUCACCGCGGACAUCAUCAGAUUCUCGGUCCGUGUCACGGGUGCGGGCCGACGCCAACGCGUCGUCGACGUCUGUCGACUCAAAGGGCAAACCGACAGCGUCAUCCAAGAAGAAGGGACCGCCGCCGGUGCCGGACCUGGACCUCGUAUCGGCCAAGCAGCUCUGCACGACGACGGACGAGGCCCUAAACGGCAUGACGGACGACGAGCUCAAGGCACACGUGGACAGGCUAAAGGCGAUGGAGGGAACGGCCAAGGAGGUAUUGGAGUACUGGACCAAGAAGACGGACGAAAAGAUAGGCGACAGAGAGGCCUUUGAAGGCGUGAUAGAAAACCUGGUCAAGCAUGCACGCAAAGUCAGGAAAUAGAAAUAAUAGAAAAGUAAAGUGGGC
This is a messenger RNA of Colletotrichum phormii, 1814 nucleotides long. RefSeq lists its product as uncharacterized. The transcript has 4 exons. The coding region runs from base 312 to 1790 and encodes 492 amino acids. NCBI's taxonomy places the organism in Eukaryota, Fungi, Ascomycota, Sordariomycetes, Glomerellales, Glomerellaceae. The record is from RefSeq and is a predicted model, not a curated record.